Gilbertella persicaria is the source of this 504-nucleotide messenger RNA. RefSeq names its product DNA repair protein Rad52/59/22. Lineage: Eukaryota; Fungi; Mucoromycota; Mucoromycetes; Mucorales; Choanephoraceae. Bases 1 to 504 code for a protein of 167 amino acids. Gene Ontology annotation, cellular component: nucleus. Gene Ontology annotation, biological process: mitotic recombination; double-strand break repair via homologous recombination; double-strand break repair via single-strand annealing. The record is from RefSeq and is a predicted model, not a curated record. The transcript has 3 exons.
AUGAAACAAGAACCUUUUACACCAACAGAACAAGAGAUUAUCUCCAACGUGUUGAAAAGAAGUCUAGGUCCUGAGUGGAUCAAUCAACGUAGUGGACCUAGUGGACGAUUAACUUACAUUGAAGGCAAGACAGCCAUCAACUUGGCCAACGAGAUCUUUGGCUUCAAUGGCUGGUGUUCCGAGAUCAAGGAUACCACUGUUGAUUUCGUUGAUGUCACUUCUGAAGGCAGAACUAAUAUUGGUGUUUCUGUGACCAUCAAAAUCACAUUGAAGGAUGGCACCUUUCACGAAGAUAUUGGUUAUGGCUCAUCAGAAAACGCUAAAACAAAAGCAAGUGCUUAUGAAAAAGCUAGAAAACAAGCAGUAACAGAUGCUACAAAGCGUGCUCUCCGUAGCUUUGGUAAUGCUUUGGGUAAUUGCCUUUACGAUAAAAACUAUCUUGACAACAUUGUGAGAAUGGCAAAGCCACAGGUAUGUCAAUUAUACAAGAAGAAGCGCGUAUAA